CAGGUCCGUAAAAUAUGCACCCUAUGCAAGAUUGAACGACAAUUCGAGCAUAGCACGAGACGCGAUACUAGCUGCCCUCUCCCACGACCCUCACGAGGAUAUACCAACUCUCGGGCUCAGAAAGGAAGAAAGGUCUUCACUCACGAUACUACACGAACAAGCGCACCGCUAAAGAAGAGAAACACUCUUCGUAAGAAGAACAGAAGUGCUGUUAUGAGUACACAAGGCUUACAGAGCACAGCAAAAGACGGUUCUACAACACGACAGUCAAACAAGGAAGACACUGGAGUCGCAAAACCCGCAUGGCUGCGUACAUGGCUCAACAAGCUUCCCAUCACCACAUGUCCCAAGCCCCCCACAUCUUCCCCAUCCAGUAUCUCUCCUUCCCCGCGAAAAGCCAACAGCGUAGACUUAUCCCGCAUGAUGCCCUUCCACCGUGAAGAAGAAACACCCACCGCCCUACCCAGAAACACCCCCACAGCACCCGUCCCACACUGCACCCGCACCCGCACCCGCAUCGCCCCAGCCACAAGAUCCAGCAGCACCCCAAACCUCACCCGCCACUUCUCCCUCUCCAAAAAACCCAGCGUCCACCAAAAACCCACACCCAAACCCACCACCCCAUCCAUCACAACAAAACUCCAAAAACGCGCCCCUACCGCUCCCCUUUGCCCCAAAUCCACAACCCCAGCUCCAGACUCAAACCCCACUACAAAACGCCCGCAAACUCAUAACCCCGAUCCGCAUCCAGACCCGUCGAAAGGAGCGGUCGCGGGUGAUAGACGCAAUAGUACUGCGUACUUGACUAUCACCACUACUGCAACAGGCGACGAAGAUGAAGACGGCGAGUUCGAAAUGAGUGAGACGAGGAGGUUGUUGUGGGAGUAUUGGAAUGUGCAGUGUAGGUUUUUGGCUGAGGAGUGGAUUGAUGAGUGA
Messenger RNA from Bipolaris victoriae FI3, 936 nucleotides. RefSeq lists its product as hypothetical. The annotation marks the transcript as partial. The transcript is spliced from 2 exons. Lineage: Eukaryota; Fungi; Ascomycota; Dothideomycetes; Pleosporales; Pleosporaceae. The record is from RefSeq and is a predicted model, not a curated record.